This is a messenger RNA of Zingiber officinale, 1042 nucleotides long. RefSeq lists its product as uncharacterized. The coding region runs from base 363 to 923 and encodes 186 amino acids. The transcript has 2 exons. The record is from RefSeq and is a predicted model, not a curated record. NCBI's taxonomy places the organism in Eukaryota, Viridiplantae, Streptophyta, Magnoliopsida, Zingiberales, Zingiberaceae.
CGUGAUGGAGCACAUUCACAAGUGUUUGUGGUUACCCCGACAACUUUGACCUCUGGGGUCAUCAGACUUGACCUAGUUACACAACACCAAGGCCACUGGGCCACUGAAGGGCACCCCUUCCAUUUAAAUCUAAAGAAGGUGAAGGGGCACUUUUCCCACUGUCAGUUCAAAAUAAGUGUUCCGACUACGGCAACAAGACAUAUCUCUUCCUCAUUCUUGGAUGGAAUCUUGCCCGAUCAAAAGUAUCCUCCAAUAAAGAAGAGGAAGAAGGAAAUUGCAGCAUUGUCACUCUGGAUUCUGUUAACAAGUGCAGCAUCAAAGCUGAUUCCUUAUCGCCAUUCUGUUGACAAAAAACUCUCCCCAUGUUUCUCCACUCCCUGUUCAUGCAAGAGCAGAAGCACCCACAAAAAAGAAAGAGGUGGUAUGGAAGAGUGGUGGAGUUCACAAUUCUGUGGAAGACUGCAUUGAAGUCUUCGCCGCCGCAGAAGCCUGGAGGAAUCCAUGGAAAGUACUCCGCCAAGGAGAAGCUGAGCAGGUGCACCUCCCUCAAGGUGGCUACUUCCUUCACUAGAGUGUGCCUUUGCGUUCCAAUCUCUUCCUACAACGAGGUGUUCCGAGCGGACAUCCCGCCGAGGAGGAGCUACAGCUACGCUCGGUCGAAAACGUUGGCGCAGGUGCCGUCGGAGAGGAGUGGGAGCACAAGAACGUCGGUUGACGGGCGGAGAGUGUUCAGGGGGAAGUCGCUGACAGAUGACAUUCUGAUGAGGAGGUUUGUGGUGGAAGAGGAGGCUAUGAUGCAGAUGAGGAGGAGGAACCAGAUGGACUUCAUGAGGAAGAGGAACGCCAUGAGAAGGAAGAAGAUCGGGCCAAGUCCUCUGAGUAGGAUGGUAAUGGCUGAACCAGAAGAGGAAGAGAAACUGUAGCUGCUGUCUUUGUAGCAGGUGUAACAAGUGUUUGAUCCUGUGGCUGCUUUUCUACGAGAGUUCUUCAUUUGUUCAUGGUAUUUUUGUUUAUGGGAAAUGGAAUGCUUGAACCAUGUGGA